Lachnellula hyalina is the source of this 963-nucleotide messenger RNA. RefSeq names its product Arylesterase. The transcript has a single exon. Lineage: Eukaryota; Fungi; Ascomycota; Leotiomycetes; Helotiales; Lachnaceae. Bases 1 to 963 code for a protein of 320 amino acids. Gene Ontology annotation, molecular function: hydrolase activity. The record is from RefSeq and is a predicted model, not a curated record.
AUGGCUUCCCUCACCAAACCACCCUACGACCCAGAAUUAUGGGAAGUGCUCAAGAACAUACCACCCGAACUCCCACUAAGCCUCGAAACUCUGCAGGCAGAACGUGAUGGAUUAAUGGCCGAGCAUUCUCCAGAAAAAGUCUUGACCGAUCCCGCCAUAUCCCACAGAGAAGCCAGAAUCCCCGGCCCAGGUGGCGAACUCGUCGUCUCGAUCCUGGAAGCUAAAGACUCAACAAGUACCAUCCGGCCAGGUAUCUACUACAUCCACGGCGGCUGUUUCAUUUUCGGAACACGCCUCACAUGGAUCAAACCAUGCUUCGAGUGGAUCAAGCAGUGUGAUGCCGUCCUCGUGACUGUCGAAUACAGACUCGCCCCCGAACACCCAGACCCAGCACCCGUAGAAGACUGCUACGCAGGCCUGAAAUGGUUCAGCGAGAACGCCUCCAAGCUAGGAGUAAAUCCCGACCAGAUUAUGCUAGCCGGCUUCUCGGCAGGCGGAGCUCUCGCUGCUGGCAUAGCACUCAUGGCUCGAGAUCAUAAUGGUCCGAAGACGUGCGCGAUGUGUUUGAUAGCUCCGAUGCUUGAUGAUCAGAAGACUACGACGUCCACGUCCCAGUUUAUGAGCGAGGGGGCGUUGACGGGGGAGACGAAUUCGACUGCGUGGAGCUGGCUGCUUCAGGGACGGAGUGGUGAGGAUGUGGGAAUUUAUGCUGCGCCUGCUAGAGCGAAGGAUUUGUCGGGCUUGCCGGAUACGUGGGUUGAUGUUGGGUCGGCGGAGGUGUUUAGGGAUGAGUGCGUGGCAUUUGCGGGGAGGAUUUGGGAGGCUGGUGGGGGUUGUGAGUUGCAUGUUUGGAGAGGGGCGUGGCAUGGUUUCGAUGUGACUGCUCUGGAUGCAAAGGUUACGAAGACGGCUUUGGAGAUGAGGCUGGGAUGGAUUCAGAGGGUUUUGGGGGUUGAAGGUUGA